Molecule: messenger RNA, 3784 nt
Organism: Peromyscus eremicus (cactus mouse)
Lineage: Eukaryota; Metazoa; Chordata; Mammalia; Rodentia; Cricetidae
Gene: Midn
Product: midnolin
Exons: 9
Coding region: 921-2444 (507 amino acids)
Cellular component (GO): nucleus
Molecular function (GO): protein binding
Source: RefSeq, a predicted model, not a curated record
GCGGAGGGCAGGCCAUCAGGCAGCUGUCCAGGACACCCCACUGCCUGGCAGGUGACACUGCCCUGUUUUCCUGGACCCAGGCUGCUGACUCAGGAACCCCUUCCCGUCCCGCCCCCCUUCCCCACGCGGGCGCCCCCAGGCGGAAGCACCAGGCCAGCAGGAAAGGGGCGGGGCAGGGAGGCUGACCAGCCCCCCCAUGCUAAUGUGAGGUGUACCCCAGUACUUGGGAAGCCAGGAGUUAUCCCAGCCGGUAGCACCGGCGAGGCACUGCCCUGUGGGUGCUGUGAAGCUCUAGGGCCGGGUGUCCCGGCCCCAGGCCAGCCGUCAGGGGGGGCAGAUGCGUCACCAUCGCCCGCCCCCCCCCCCCGCCCCUUGCCCGCCCAAACUCCACCCCAGGGAAGGCGGCGCGGAUAAAGGCUCAGGGGCCGCCCGCCUGUCCCCAGACCGGCACGGCCACCUCUCACCACGACCUGCACGCAGGUCCUCUGGAGCAGUGGUGACCCAGGACCUGCGGCUCGGGAUCUUGCGAGCGGCGGCUGCGGCUGUUGCUAAGGGAAGAGACGCGCGGGGUAGCACGACCCGAGAGGAAUCCAGGCACCGUGCGGACCGGGAUAGCUCGCCCCCCUUCCGUAGGACCCCCCCCCUGCGCCGUGCCCAGGUCGCCGGCCUCCGCCCUUGAAGACACCGGACCGCAGACCCCACCCCGGGGCGCAACCCAGGGAUCCCACGCGACCCCGGCGCACCACUCGGAUUCUCGCUCGCCUGCUCGCCUGCUCGCGUUGGGACCUUCCCCAAGGGGCGCACGCACCGCGCCUGUCCCCGAGCGCCCGCGGAGCGGAGGAGGACCUCGUUUCGGCGGGGGAGUCCCGGCGAGGAUUGGAGGCGACCCGCGGACCCCAGGCCCCCUGCGCUCGCCGGGGAUGGAGCCGCAGCCCGGCGGCGCCCGGAGCUGCCGGCGCGGGGCCCCCGGCGGCGCCUGCGAGCUGAGCACGGCCACGGAGUCGGCCGCACCCAUGACCCUGGCGAUCCACAGCACCACAGGGACUCGCUACGACCUGUCGGUGCCCCACGACGAGACCGUGGAAGGGCUGCGCAAAAGGCUGUCCCAACGCCUCAAAGUGCCCAAGGAGCGCCUGGCCCUGCUGCACAAAGACACCCGGCUCAGUUCGGGGAAGCUGCAGGAGUUCGGCGUGGGGGAUGGGAGCAAGUUGACGCUCGUGCCCACGGUGGAAGCUGGCCUCAUGUCCCAGGCCUCGAGGCCCGAGCAGUCUGUUAUGCAAGCUCUGGAAAGUUUGACCGAGACUCAGCCCCCAGCGACACCCGGGCCAGGCCGGGCUGCCGGAGGAGGCUUCCGGAAAUACAGAUUGAUUUUAUUUAAGCGUCCGUGGCACCGACAGGGACCCCAGAGCCCAGAGAGGGGCGGCGAGAGGCCCCAGGUCAGCGACUUCUUGUCAGGCCGCUCGCCCUUGACUCUGGCCCUGCGAGUUGGGGAUCACAUGAUGUUUGUACAGUUGCAACUGGCCGCCCAACACGCCCCGCUCCAGCACCGCCAUGUGCUUGCCGCUGCCGCCGCCGCUGCCGCCGCCGCCCAGGGAGAUGCCGGUGUAACUACCCCAGUGUCCUCACCCUGUAGGCCGGUGUCCAGUGCCGCCCGCGUCCCCCCGGUAUCCAGCAGCCCUUCACCCGUGUCUCCCUCACCCGUCACCGCCGGCUCCUUCAGAUCCCAUGCAGCCUCCACAACCUGUCCUGAGCAGAUGGACUGCUCCCCACCAGCUACCAGUGAUGCCACGUCAACCCCAGGCAGCAGCCCCACCCCGCGCUCCCGCAAACCCGGUGCCGUCAUUGAGAGCUUCGUGAAUCACGCUCCCGGGGUCUUCUCAGGGACCUUCUCUGGCACACUGCACCCCAACUGCCAGGACAGUAGUGGGCGGCCGCGGCGGGACAUUGGCACCAUUCUGCAGAUACUCAAUGACCUCCUAAGUGCCACGCGGCAUUACCAGGGCAUGCCACCCUCGCUGACCCAGCUCCGCUGCCACGCCCAGUGCUCACCUGCCUCACCAGCCCCCGACCUCACCCCCAAAACUACCUCCUGUGAGAAGCUGGCAGCCACAUCCCCCACCUCCCUGCUCCAGGGCCAGAGCCAGAUCCGAGUGUGCAAACCCCCUGGAGACCGUCUGCGACAGACAGAGAACCGCGCCACACGCUGUAAAGUGGAACGUCUCCAGCUCCUGCUGCAGCAGAAGCGCCUGCGAAGGAAGGCCCGGCGGGACGCUCGGGGUCCCUACCACUGGACCCCCAGCCGCAAAGCCGGCCGCAGCGACAGCAGCAGCAGUGCGGGUGGAGGUAGCCCCAGCGAGGGUGGAGGCUUGGGCCUCGACUUCGAGGACUCCGUCUGGAAGCCUGAAGUCAACCCGGACAUCCAGUCCGAGUUCGUGAUGGCUUAAAGGAUCCAGCCCCUUGGGUCUGUCACAUCCCCACUCCAGACACGGGCAGGUGGGGCACCACAGCCUGGACGCUGAGCAGCCCAGCUCUGGGGGGCAGGAGGUCACCUCCAUCGCCACUCACCAGCCUUUCUGAUUCUUUUUUAGCUCUUCCCCAAUUGUCUGCCCUGCAUCCCUGGUCACAUGCCCAUCUCUUUCCUCCCUCACUGUGGUCGGUUCUGGUGGCCUCUGCACCAGGGCCCUUCCCUCCUACCUUCUCCAGCUCCAAAUAUGUAGCAGUCUGUUCCCAGAUGGCCCAGACGGAGGAAGCCACCCACCCCCAGCCCUUCCGUUCUGCCUAGCUCUCCCAACCCCCCUUCCAUAACCCGAUUCAGGUUUUUAACUCAAAAUGUAGAUUCUCCAAGAAGCACUUUACAGAUGAGGGCUGGGGACCCCGAGAUGGGUAUCCACCACUCCACCCCCACCCUCAUCUGCAGACUUGGCCUCCAUUCCAGGAGGCCAGCUGGAUCCCCCACCCGUCCCACCCUGAGAAGCUCUGAUGAGGCUCCCAGGGGAUACCUUUGUCCACAAUGCCCACUUAACUCACAGCCUUCCUCCUGCCUCAGUCUCUCAAGUGCUACAGCAACAGGCCUUUGCCACUGCCUGGCUGGCCCUGCUCUUGCCACAGAAGGCUAGUUAGGUGGAAAAUGCUGAGGCUGGGGGUUGGUCAGGUGGAGAUGCUCCUCUUCCUCACAGGAAAGGACAGGCCUCUGGCCACCUUGUAUGGACACCAGGCCACUGUCCCCUCCCUCCCUCCCUCCACACACCCACUGAUUUCCCUAACCUUCCUUCCCGAUGGAGCUUGGGGACUAUUUAUAGAUUUCACUUUUCUGACUGAGCCAGUAGUGGUUGAUAGAUAGUCUGGGGGGGGAACUGGGGUAGAUGGGGGGGGCAGAGAGACACCCCUGUACCUCUUCUCCCCAAGCCCAGCUUGAGGUGCGACCUCACCUGCAGCCAGGGUGGGGAGCGGGGUGCUGAGCUGUGACUGCAUUAACCCCGCCCUGGGGAGGGCAAGCUGCUGGUCCACAUUGGCCUCAAUGAUCCAUGGGUGACAGCCCUCCCCUCAAAUCGGGGCCUCUUCAACAAGGGUGGAUCUCGUGGGUUUGAUUUUUCUCCAGAUGUUUAACUUUCGUGCUAAUGGGAUGUGCCCACCCCCAAGGCUGUCACUUGUCUGGGCCCCACCUGUCCGAACUCCUUGUUAGUCUGUGAACCCCAGGCGUCUGCCCCCGACCCCCCCCCCCCCACUGUGUUUACCCUUAAUGGUUUGGGAUGUGAACAAGUGUUGGCUGUAGCUGUAAAGUUUU